This is a messenger RNA of Elaeis guineensis (African oil palm), 1758 nucleotides long. Its product is annotated as glucan endo-1,3-beta-glucosidase 10. Gene Ontology annotation, molecular function: hydrolase activity, hydrolyzing O-glycosyl compounds. Lineage: Eukaryota; Viridiplantae; Streptophyta; Magnoliopsida; Arecales; Arecaceae. The record is from RefSeq and is a predicted model, not a curated record. Gene Ontology annotation, biological process: carbohydrate metabolic process.
UGUUUACCGUAGAGUUUAGAGCAAAAGCGAAAAUAAACGUACGCCCCCCUAUCCCUUCUCGGCCACUAGCGACUGGCACCACCGGACUACCAGAUUCCUCUUGUCUCUCUCUCCCUCACCACCCGGUCACCAGAACCCGAGAUCCCAUCACCUUCUCCAACGGCACCAGACAAAAAUCCAGCUAUGAAUCCCCCCCCCUCCACCGCUCCACCCUUUUAGCCCCCAUCACCGCCAAAAUACUCCUCCGCUCUCUCUCUUGCAUGCCCCAAGAAACCCUAAAUUUCGCUCACUCUUUUCUGGUAAACAAUGUCGGUGCAUUCCCUCCUCCUUUUGCUCCUCUUGGGAUUCCUCCGCCGGGCCCCGCCGUGCUCCGCCACCUCCGCCUCUCUGGUGGGCAUCAACUACGGCCGGGUGGGUAACAACCUACCCUCGCCGGAGGCGGUUCCCCGCCUCGUCUCCACCAUCGGCGUCGGCCGCGUCCGCCUCUACGACGCGGACCCCGCCGCCAUCCGCGCCUUCGCCAACACCGGCAUCGAGCUCGUCGUCGGCCUCCCCGAUCGCUGCCUUCCCAAACUCGCCGGCGACCCAGGCGAGGCCCUCGCCUGGGUGCGUUCCAAUGUCCAGGCCUACCUCCCGGCGGCGAAGAUCGCCUUCCUCACCGUUGGCAACGAGGUGCUGACCAGUAACAACACCGCGCUCCCCCACUUCCUCCUCCCCGCCAUGGACAACCUCCACUCCGCGCUCGCCUCGCUCGGCCUCGACCGCCAGAUCGCCGUCACCACCGCCCACUCCCUCGCGGUCCUCGGCGACUCCUACCCGCCCUCCACCGCCACUUUCCGCCGCGACCUCCUUCCCCUCCUCUGCCCCAUUCUCGACUUCCACGCCCGCACCGGCUCCCCCUUUUUCAUCAACGCCUACCCCUACUUCGCCUACAAGAAGGACCCCUCCGGCGUCGCCCUCGACUACGCCCUCCUCCAGUCCAGCGCCGCCCCCGUGGUCGACCCACGCUCCGGCCUCCAGUACGCCAACCUCCUCCACGCCCAGAUCGACGCCGUCUACCACGCGAUCGCCGCCGCCGGGGCGACCAAGGGGGUCGAAAUCAGGGUCUCGGAGACGGGGUGGCCGUCUGCCGGCGACGUCGACGAGGCGGGGGCGACGGCGGAGAACGCGGCCGCCUACAACCGGAAUCUGAUGAAGCUGGUGGCGGAGGGGAAAGGGACGCCGCUGUUGCCCAAGGUACCGCUGCGGGUGUACGUGUUUGCGCUCUUCAACGAGAACUUGAAGCCCGGCCCUGCGUCGGAGAGGAACUACGGGAUCUUCAAGCCCGACGGGACGCCGGCGUACGAGCUUGGCUUCACGCUUGAUAACUCCACCGCCCCCGGCGCAGGAGGUGGUGGUGGUGGUGGUGCGGGCUUGGGUGGGGAUUCCUCCGGCGAGCCGUCCUCCGGCUAUUACAGCAUUUCGGCGGCCGCCACGGAGAAGCGGACAGUGGGAAGGGCGGUGGCGGGCGUGAUAUUUUUUGUUUUCCAAAUUUUUCUAGCGUAAUAAUUUCUUGUGUAUUUUGGAUAGAUGUUGUAAUUAGUGGCAAUUUAAUGCCGGGUUAGUGGGUUAGCAUCAGUGUCGUUGGGACUCGGUGACAUCGUGGUUCAGGGCUCAAAAUUUUAGUUUCUUUAGUUGCGUUUGUUAAGUUUUUAUAUUCUUGGAAAUCGGUGCCCAUGGUUGGAGUUUUAAAAAAAAAAAAAAUAGUUGUGUGACCGU